Rotaria sp. Silwood2 is the source of this 534-nucleotide messenger RNA. The record is from the annotation of a GenBank genome assembly. NCBI's taxonomy places the organism in Eukaryota, Metazoa, Rotifera, Eurotatoria, Philodinida, Philodinidae.
AUGUCCACGGGGUCGAAGCUUGAGAAUACAAAAAUUCAACAAAGUUCAUCAGAUGGCACAACGAAUGGUGGCUCAAUUAACAAUAGUGAGACAAUUAAGAGCAAUCCUCCAGGUCAAUCAGUGCCUUUCAAAAUGCCUCAUGCUCCACCCCAUGUCUAUUCGUGUUUUGUUAUUAAUCAAACCGGACAACCUAUCGAGUGUAGCCUCAAAUAUGACGGUCGUCCAGGAGAAGACAAAUUCGAUCAAACGGUCAAUGUAACUAUUCCAGCUCAUUCAGAGCAUUAUUUUCCUCGCCAAUUUUUUCAACCUGAUUUGCCAGAGUCUUAUUGUAAGUGGGUCAAAAUUGUGACACAUAUUCGAGUGAAGAAAUCCAAUGGAGCGAUUUUAGAAGUCCAUUAUCCAUUCGAGCAUGUUCAACGCCCAUUUCGCAAUUGGGAAUUCCAUGUCAAUGACGAUGGUGACAUACUUUCGAUGCCUCCUACGCGUAUAGCCAAUGUACUGAAAUAUGAGAACCUUGAUCAGUAUGAAUGCUAA